This is a messenger RNA of Hydra vulgaris (swiftwater hydra), 3522 nucleotides long. Its product is annotated as potassium voltage-gated channel subfamily KQT member 4. Gene Ontology annotation, molecular function: voltage-gated potassium channel activity. Gene Ontology annotation, biological process: potassium ion transmembrane transport. Lineage: Eukaryota; Metazoa; Cnidaria; Hydrozoa; Anthoathecata; Hydridae. The record is from RefSeq and is a predicted model, not a curated record. Gene Ontology annotation, cellular component: voltage-gated potassium channel complex; membrane.
UGUUAUAUUAUAUUUAGUUUUGUUUAAAUUUAAAAAAAAUAUGAUGUUUACAAUACAUAAUGUACAUAAAUAUUACACAUAACUAGUUCAAUAUCAAUUUAUCUAUUAUUGAUUAUGCACGUUAAUCUCAGAAAAUUAUUAACAUGCUUCGACUUAUAUUAUUUAUAUAUUAGGAUUUUUAGUAGUAAUAAGCUUUCUGCUCAAAAGAAAAAGAAGCCUACUUGAAAUGGAUAAGAAAUACCCAGAGGAAGAAAACCUUUUACUAUAUGGCUCUUCAACAAACACUCCCCAAAAAGAGAAAUGUGAUAGCUUACCUGAAAAAAUAAUAAAUGAAAUGAAACAGCAAAGAAAAAGAAAGAGACUUAGGAGUAUUCGUCUUUUUAAGGUUAAGUUAUUCAAUCUUCUUGAACGUCCUCGUACAAAGUUUGCAGUCUUGUAUCACACAAGCGUUUUUGUGCUGGUGUUGGCGAGUUUAAUUUUGAGUGUUCUAGUAACAAUCGACAAUUAUAAAGCAAAUCUCUUAAUAAUAUAUGGCCUUAAUCGUUUGGAAAUUUCGUUGGUUAUCAUAUUUUCCAUAGAGUAUUUUUGUCGUCUUUGGUCGUGUUCUGCUCAUGUUCACUACACUGGCUUUUGGGGUCGAUUUCGUUUUAUUAGAAAACCUUACAUGGUGAUUGACUUAAUUGUGAUUGCUGCAGCCAUUGCAGUUGUUCCUGUGGUAGCUCCUUCAACAAUUGGUUCUGGAACAGAACUGUACAAUAAUUCUUUAUUUCGAUUUCUACAUUUUCUUCAAGUGCUUCGUAUAUUACGACUAGAUCGACAGAGUGGAGCAUUUAAAAUGGUUAGCCAUGUUGUUUUUGAACACAAAAAUGAACUUAUGACUUGUUGGUACUUGAGUUUUAUUUUACUUGUGGGUUGUUCUUUUCUGGUUUAUCUGGCAGAAAAAAGUGAUCCAACUGAAUCUUCUAACAAAAUUAAAAAUCUUGGUGAAGGAUUAUAUUUUGGAAUGAUAACCUUGUUAACAGUUGGUUAUGGGGACUUCAGUCCUAACAAUUGGGUUGCAAAAAUUGUCACUGUUGUAUUUGCAUUUAUUGGUACUGCAUUUUUUGCUCUACCUGCAGGUAUACUUGGUUCUGGUUUUGCUUUACAAGUUGCACAAAAUAAAAAACAAAAGCAUUUUAAUCGAAGGCUGUUUCCUGCUGCCAUGGUCAUUCAGUACGCAUGGAGGUCUUACUCAGCUGAGAACUGGUCAAGUAAAGUUUGGAAUAAGUAUAAAUUUAUAAUAGAAAGACCUCACUCGAACUUUGUGCGUAACAACCUUCAUGUUACAGCAUCACUAGACACUCAUAAAAGUAAUAUUUUUCAACGAAAAAAACGUAACUUUGGUGAACGUAACAUGUUAUUUAACUCUGUAAUGCAUCGUCAUACAGUUGAUAAUCAACCCAGCAAUGUAGAUUUGCGUGAGCGAUACCAUUCUGAAGGGAAUUUAUCAUAUCCAAAUUUAGAUAGUCUAGACCAUAAUCAAGCUACCAUUAUUAGUUUGCCGCCCACUAUAAAUCCAAAGAUUCCAAACGAGUUUUCUAAGUUACAAAGACAAAGUAUCGAUGUGUUACCCAGCACUCAACCAAUCACUCGACCUUUAAAUAAAGUUGAAAGAAAUGGUGUGCGGUUUUUGUUGAAAGUACAGUUAAAAGCAGCCUUAAGGAAGUUUAAGGUAGUUCGACGACCCUAUGACAUUAAAGAUGUAAUUGAACAGUACACAUCUGGUCAAAUAGAAAUGUUUGGGUUUAUUCGAAAAUUUCAAACACGGGUUGAAACUGCACUUGGUAUCAAGGGAGAAAAAUACAGUGUAGCAUCUCUUGAUUCGCGUUUAACUACUGUUGAAAGAAAAAUUGAUUCGAUCAAUAUGAAGGUUGAUUCGAUUAUUGAUAUAUUAGGUUCAAAGGGUUUUAAUAUCCGAAAAACAUCAAGAUGUGCAACUUUUUCUGAAACUUCGACUUGCGCAGUAAGAAAGCUCACAGACUUAAAUGAAAAAUCUUUUGAACAAGAAGCAUUUGACUCUGUAUGCUCUAAUAAAGACUCGUCAGAUGUAAAAGAAGGAAGGCUAAGGUCUGAAUCACGAUUCAUAAUUACUCCUGUUUUUCCAGCGCCAAUAAAUGUAGAUGACGAAUCUGUUUUUGCUGAAAAUGAAGAAGUUUUGUGCAAAAAUAAAAUCACUGAGCGGCUGAGCUUAAACAGCCUAAUAAGAGAAGAAGGAAAGCGAUCUGCAGUAAGUGCUGAUUCUUUGCAUUACCACAUGCGUUCAACUGAAUUUAAUAAUGACUUUGUUCAUUCCCGUGAUUCAAUAGAAUUAGCGCCCCUUAAUCAAAUAAGAAAUGCUGUAAGCGAGUCAUCGUUAAUUAAGACUGUUCCAGAGCACUCUUUUAGAUAACACUUUUUAAAUAAGUUCUCAUAAAGAACUCAAAAAAAUGUGCUAAUUGCUGAUUAAAUUUUAAUGCGAAACUAUGGUAACGGCUUUUAAAAAAAAAAUCAAUUUAAUUUACAUGACAAAUAAGCAAAAAAUAGAAAAGUAUUUCAAUAACUUGCUUAAAGAGCCAUAUCUAGAUCAUUUAAACUAAUAAAUAAAAUUAAAACUCUGAAAAGUAAACAAACUAAAAAAUAUUUGGUCAUGAUACGGGAGGUUAACAAAAAUUAUUUUCCCCUUUUCACCAAAAAAUCGCAGUCUGUGUCUCUAUAAAGUUUUGAAAAAUUGAAGGUGGUUGUAUAAAAUUGUGAAAAAAGAUUCGUUGCGUAAAGUUGUAAAAAAAAAGUAGUUUAUUGUCUUUUUUAUUUAAGCUUCCUUUUUCUUUAAUUUUACUUUUUACAGUUUUCGAACUAUUCACUUUUUUAACACCUUACUGUUUUACCCUAAUGUAGUUUUAUAAAUAAAAUUUAAAUAGUGAAAUUUUAUUGACGAAUUUUUAUUGGUCAAUCUGUUUUUUUGUACUUAAUUGGAAUUUUUUAUUUUGUCUAAAUUUUUAUCGUUAACUUUUAUGAAAACUUGUUUGUUUUUUAUAUAUAAAUAGCAAUACGUUUUUAUUGUAUGAUGAUUACUUUUAUUAGUGAAAUUUGUAGUAAUCGCUUUAAAUUAAAAUGAAUUUUGAAAUUAGUUACGCAAGUCCGCACUAAGUGCUCAACCAAAAGUAGGAACCAGCAUUUUUUUGUAUUUGAGAAAAAAAUUGAGCAAACUCAAAAAAUUAUAUUUUAUACUUGUCAAAUUAAGAUGUUUUGCAAAAAAAUAUUGCAAAAAUUGGAGAUUGGGAAAAAAAUGACCCAAAAAGUGGCCCCCUCUCUCCCUGCCCCAAACGUGAAAGUAACAAAGCAAAACUUUUUUUAAUUUUUUUUUUUUACUAUAAUAUAAAAAAAUGCUGUACAAACUAUUUAAGUUUGGUGAGUCAAAACUACAUAGUGUUGACUAUAACAGUCAUGAAAGAUUUUUUAAAUAAAUAUUUUGUUUCAGAAAAUAUUGCCUAUUCUUUUUUUAAA